AGGAGGGCGGCGAGGCGCCUGCCCCUGGCGGCAGCGGCGAAGGCGAAGGCGGCGCGGGCGCCGCCGCUGCGGAUUCACCAGGCGGCCCGGGGCCAGGGCCCUCCGAGGGCGGCCCUCCCGCGGCCGAGGGGCGGCACGCCGCGGGAGGCGCCCCGCCGCGGCAGCGCGCCGCGCGCAAGCCGCGGCAGCAGCCGCCGCCCGCGGCAGGAGAGGGGCGCUUCGCUGGGCUGGGAGACUGGCGGCAGAAGGGGGCCGCAAAGCGCAAGGCGCCAGCCGGGCCCGAGUGA
Messenger RNA from Monoraphidium neglectum, 287 nucleotides. RefSeq lists its product as hypothetical. The annotation marks the transcript as partial. The record is from RefSeq and is a predicted model, not a curated record. The transcript has a single exon. NCBI's taxonomy places the organism in Eukaryota, Viridiplantae, Chlorophyta, Chlorophyceae, Sphaeropleales, Selenastraceae.